UUUUUUUUUUCUUUUUUUUCCUCUCUCUCUCUCUAAGUGCUCUUAAUGACAUUGUUAAUAUUUUCAGGAUUGAAGCUAACAAAAACAAGAUGAAAUAUGGCAAAGAAUUUAUGUCACAGAUGGUGCCAGAAUGGCAAGAAGCAUACCUGAAUUAUAAUCAUCUGAAAAUUCAAUUGAAAGAAAUCCAAGACGUGAACCCUCCGCCGCCGCCGCCGCCAGCCCCGGCGGGCCUCCGGCGAGACCUCACCCUUUACAGAGCAUUCAGCGGUCUAACCAACAAGUCACCACUUUCCCCUGCAAAAUCAACAAGAGAACAUCAUCAUCAUCACCAUCAUCAUCAUCUUCAUCAUCAUCAUCAUCAUCAGGUUAUUAUUGUGAAAAAUGUGGGCGAGGUUGGGGCCGAGCAAUACGAGACUACAUAUCUUGAGGAAGCAGAACACGGGGGGCUGUCUCACACGGCUUUUUUCGAAAAGUUAGACCAGGAGUUCAAUAAGGUCUUGAAGUUUUACAAGCAGAAAGUCGAGGAGGUGAGGGCCGAGGCACUGGGCCUAACCAAGCAAAUGCAUGCUCUGAUUGCAUUCCGAGUCAAGGUGGAGAAUCCCCAAGGCUGGAAAGAUAGCUUGCAGGAAAGUAGUAAUCUUGCUUCCGGCAUCGCGGCUUCUGCAGCUGCAUUGAAUGCCACAACUCCAUCAUCAGCAAGAGUUGAAAGAACAAUCACAAUAGAUGAGAUUGAUGAAGAAAGUGCGACAGAUACAAGUGACGAUAACAAAGAUGUAGAGCAGAUAGACGCUCACACAAGUGUUUCUGGCGCAGCGGCCAAAAGACCAGCGUCAUUGGAGGUACUUGACCGUGUAAAACUUCAUGAGAAGAUAGAACGCGAAAAGGAACUGAAGUUCAGCAGGCGCAAUUUAAGGAAAGCAGAAGAACAACUCAAGCAGGCAUUCACUGAGUUCUACCAUAAGCUAAUGCUUCUAAGAAGUUACAGUUUCCACAAUGUUAUGGCAAUCUCAAAAAUCCUGAAAAAAUACGAUAAGGUAUGCAAUAGAAGCAAUAUGCAAAAAAUUAGAAUGUUUUGGCAAUAUAAUGCUGACAUAACUACUCUGUUAAAGGUUACUUCAAAGAACGCAUCAAAAACUUACAUGGAAGUAGUUGAUAAUUCCCAUCUUGGAAGCUCUGAUGAGGUAAGCAGGUUGAUGGAAAAAGUAGAAUCAACGUUUAUCAAACAUUUCACUGACUCAAAUCGUGGCAAAGCAAUGAGUAUCUUAAGGCCACAGAAGAAAAGGGAAAAGCAUAGACUCAGUUUUCUUAUAGGAUUUCUUUGUGGCGGAACGGUUGCUCUGAUAUUAGGUCUAAUUUCAACAAUUCAUGCUCAUGACCUUCUAGAGAAAGAGGGGAAGGAGCUGUACAUGGAAACCGUGUUUCCUCUAUACAGUGUUUUUGGGUUCAUUGUUCUACACAUGAUGGUGUUUGCUGCAAAUAUAUACUUCUGGAGGCGAUAUCGAAUUAAUUAUCCAUUCAUAUUUGGUAUCAAAGAAGGAACAGAGCUAGGCUACAGAGAGGUUCUACUUGUAGCAUCCGGUCUUAGUGUGCUAGCCCUCGGUUGUGUGAUUUCCAAUCUGGAUUUGGAAAUGGAUCCAGUGACUCUAGAUUACAAAGCUCUUACUGAACUUCUACCAGCUGCGCUACUAGUGCUACUAAUUGCCAUUAUGAUGUGCCCUUUUAACAUUGUGUACCGACCAACUCGCUUUUUCCUACUUGGGUGCAUAUAUCGUUGUCUCUUAGCUCCUUUAUAUAAGGUUUCGUUACCAGACUUCUUCCUUGGAGAUCAGCUUACAAGCCAGGUUCAGGCAUUUAGGAGCUUAGAAUUCUAUAUUUGCUACUACGGCUGGGGUGACUUCAGACUCAGACAUAAUACUUGCUAUGAAAACAAGAUUUUCAUUUCCUUCUAUUACUUUGUGGCUGCAUUGCCAUACUUGUUGCGCCUCCUUCAGUGUCUUCGGCGCGUGGUUGAAGAGAAGAAUGCCUGGCAAGGGUGCAACGGCUUGAAAUAUUUUACAACCAUUCUGGCAGUCUGUUCAAGAACAGCCUAUAGCAAGGUAGGAGGAGUUUCUUGGAUGGUAACAGCCUGGAUAACAUCGGUCACUGCUACAGCCAUUAGCACAUAUUGGGACCUUGUCCAGGACUGGGGUCUCUUCCGGAGAAGCUCUAAGAAUCCAUGGUUGAGGGACAGACUACUUCUCCCAUACAAAAGUGUGUACUUUGCAGCCAUGAUUUUGAACGUCUUGUUGAGGCUAGCCUGGAUGCAGACUGUGAUGAACAUCUCAAUUUUCUCAUUGCAUAAGCAAGCAGUGGCUGCACUUGUGGCUUCUCUGGAGAUUAUUCGGCGUGGUAUGUGGAACUUCUUCAGGUUGGAAAAUGAACAUCUUAACAACGUUGGCAAAUAUCGUGCGUUCAAAACGGUGCCAUUACCUUUCUAUUAUGAAGAAGAUAAAGAUGAGUAGAAUUGCUUCCACAACAGUUCUC
Andrographis paniculata is the source of this 2523-nucleotide messenger RNA. RefSeq names its product phosphate transporter PHO1 homolog 3-like. Gene Ontology annotation, cellular component: trans-Golgi network; plasma membrane; Golgi apparatus. Gene Ontology annotation, molecular function: inositol hexakisphosphate binding. Gene Ontology annotation, biological process: cellular response to phosphate starvation; phosphate ion transport. Lineage: Eukaryota; Viridiplantae; Streptophyta; Magnoliopsida; Lamiales; Acanthaceae. The record is from RefSeq and is a predicted model, not a curated record. The coding region runs from base 90 to 2501 and encodes 803 amino acids. The transcript has 12 exons.